Molecule: messenger RNA, 1867 nt
Organism: Elgaria multicarinata webbii
Lineage: Eukaryota; Metazoa; Chordata; Lepidosauria; Squamata; Anguidae
Gene: PIN1
Product: peptidylprolyl cis/trans isomerase, NIMA-interacting 1
Exons: 4
Coding region: 7-486 (159 amino acids)
Cellular component (GO): cytosol; nucleus
Molecular function (GO): protein binding; peptidyl-prolyl cis-trans isomerase activity
Source: RefSeq, a predicted model, not a curated record
GGAAAGAUGGCGGAGGAGGAGAAGCUCCCCGCGGGCUGGGAGAAGCGCAUGAGCCGCAGCUCCGGGCGUGUCUAUUAUUUCAACCACAUCACAAAUGCCAGCCAGUGGGAGCGCCCCACUGGGAACAGCAAGAAUGGACAGGGGGAGCCGACCAAAGUGCGAUGUGCUCAUCUCUUGGUGAAACAUAACCAGUCUAGGAGACCUGCGUCAUGGAGAGAGGAUAAGAUCACCCGGAGCAAGGAGGAGGCCCUGGAGCUAAUUAAUGGCUACAUCCAGAAGAUUAAAUCUGGCGAAGAAGACUUUGAAUCCUUAGCGUCACAGUUCAGUGACUGCAGCUCGGCCAAGGCAGGGGGAGACCUGGGUACUUUUGGAAGGGGACAAAUGCAGAAACCUUUUGAAGAUGCCUCAUUUGCGCUGAGGACUGGCGAGAUGAGCGGACCAGUAUUCACAGAUUCAGGGAUCCAUAUCAUCCUACGUAUGGAGUGAAAGUGCCUUGGCGCGACACGCUUGGAAAGGAAAGGGUGGCGGGAAAAAGGAACAAGAGAACCUUUAUUCCAACCCUCUGUGCACUCUCUAUCCCUGAACAAACUUCAUAUCUAGCUUUUUUAUUUUAUAAAAACCCCUUGUUUCAUAUCUCAAUACCUUCUUUGACACCUUGAUGCAAUGUUUUCCCCCACCCAUAGAGAUGCAUGGUUAGCUGAGGCUGAAAACACAAUCGAAACGAGGAGACAGUAGCAUCUUUCAUAGACACAGCAAGGAGGAUGUUUUAAAGAAAAAAUAAAUAAACCCACAGCCGCUUGAGUUUGAUAUUGACGAUUCCUCCAGUUCAGGAGACACGUUUGUGCUACAGGGUCAUACUUCAACGCUUUUGCUCCACAUCCAGCAUAGAAUAGAGUUAUUUAUUACAGCGCUCCGCCGAUGGUGGCAAAACUUAGCUCUUGGUGUUUUAGAUGGAAUCAAAAUCUCUUCCACUAAUGUCCGUCCUUGUUUAGGUUAAAAAGUAAUGUUCUCUUCCCCCGUGCCCCCAGCUCUCACUCAGAUUUCAGCGACAUUCGGCUUCCCAAAUGGCCAAUCAUUGAUAAAUUGAUCUUGGAUACAUUACAAGGGCCGUUCUUCUGCAGCAUAGCCUGACAGGCACCCUUUAAAGUAGCAAACUCAAAUGUACAGCUCCCUUAGCGCCAAUGGAGCCCCCUGGGCUUUCCUAUUCACUUCCAUAAAGGGGAGGUUUCCAUGUACGUGAAGGGAUGUGUACCCCCUCUAUUGCAUUGCCGCUCCAUUGAAGUGAAUGGGGAAGACCUGCUUAUGCAAGGAUUCAGAGUGGGCCUCCAAGCAUACCCAGGGCUCUGGAUCCAGAGGCUUGAUUUUCAACCUGCCAUGUUUGGGCUUCUAGUAUGCUUUCAUGUUGACUUAAAACUUGAAGAUGCCUUUUUAGACAUGCAAAGAUGUUAGCCAUUGAUACCCACCCCAUGCAGCUUCCCCUCCCCCAAGUUUAUAACCCAUGUAGAAUUGCAUUAGGAUAAACUGUAUGUUAACCAUUCCUGUGUAUGGUUAUUGAUGUUGAAACGCCAUCCCAAGAGAGGGCAAUUAGAUGUAGGCUUCCAGGUUUUUUUCUUUUUUUCUUCGCUCCUUUUUUUUUUUUUUUUUUUAAGAGGCAGGUCAUGAUCCAUUUGUGGUUUUAAAACACACACUGUAAAGUCACUCUUUCAGUUUUGCUGCAUUGCUCUCUGUUUAGUAAAAUCAAUAAGAUUCCCACCAAGUUCCUAGCUUUUUGGUCUGAUGCAAAGCAAGCUUUGUGUAUAUAUAUAUGUAUAGAGAGAGUGUUCCAGUUCUCUUAUGCAAGAAAAAUAAAAAACCCUCGCCAAUUAAA